CAAAAUAUGGCCAUAAUUUUUGUCCAACUUAGCAGGGGAAACUAGCUCAGUCCUGCUUUAGUGUACUUUCAAUUAGAAAUCAGGUGGUUGUCAAGAAGUGACAGUUGGUGUGCAUCUUAUUUUAUUUCUUUUUCUCACAUUAGAGAUAUGGCGAGCGAAACCCAAAAGCUGCUGCUGUUGUCACUGCUCGAGGAGUCGCCCGAACUGUGUAGCAACAGGAGAUUCCUCGAGUGUGUGACGGCAGCACAGCGCAGAGCGAAGUGGGACAGAAUUGCUGCCACCCUCUACGCUGUUGGAACAUACAACAAAGACGGCAAGGGGUGGCAGCAAUUUUGGAAGCACUGGCGCCACAGCGUGCAGAGCCGUGCCAGAGAAUUGUCACGAAGACUGCAGGCCACAAGGGGAGGAAGCGGCAACGUUGUCGCUAACAUGGGGCCGGCCCCAGUGAACACCUCAUUGCGCCUGUCUGGGCUCGACCGGCGUGUCAUGGCCCUUGUGGGCUGGGACACGACGGUCGGCGUACCAGGAGCGGUGGAGAUGUCCAUCGAGACCGGCCGCAUGGAAGUGAUGUUGCCCGUCUCAGUCAACGAGACAGAGCCGGUUCCCUCCACCUCGGCCGGUCUUCGUGGAACCGAGGAGUCGGGAAGCAGAAGCUGCUCUCUCCUGUGAACGUCUGAGUCUCUCCGGUGGCACCGCCUUCCACCUGUUCCUCCCUUGGCUCAUCACCCUCACCAGCAUCAUCCAGAGGCUCAAGAGUGUUGUACACAGAGCCAUGUUAUGGAGGACGGCAGAGGCAUUGAUU
Messenger RNA from Ornithodoros turicata, 802 nucleotides. RefSeq lists its product as uncharacterized. The coding region runs from base 148 to 669 and encodes 173 amino acids. NCBI's taxonomy places the organism in Eukaryota, Metazoa, Arthropoda, Arachnida, Ixodida, Argasidae. The transcript has 4 exons. The record is from RefSeq and is a predicted model, not a curated record.